AUGGACAAUACUCCAAUCUGGCCACUUCUCUUUACUGUAUUCCAGUCAAUUUUAGAGGUAUUUUUGUUAUGUAUCGCAGGUUACAUACUCGCCUGGCGCCGUAUCAUUGAUAAGCCCACUCAACGCGUGAUCAACCAUAUCAACAUCUCCCUGUUCACGCCUGCCUUGUUGUUCUCCAAAGUCGCAUUCUUCCUAAGUCCAGCAAAACUCAAGGAACUAUGGGUUAUUCCAAUUUUCUUCAUCGUGGUCACGGUUUUCUCUGCGCUCGUAGCCAGAGUCCUUUCGAGGAUCUUUGGACUGAAGAAAUCUCAUCGUAACUUCGCUAUGGCUGCUUCGAUGUUCAUGAAUUCGAACUCACUACCCAUCGCUCUGAUGCAAAGCCUUGUGAUCACUGUAGGUGGCCUCAAAUGGACCCCAGACGACAACACGGACGCCAUGUUGGGUCGUGCACUCACGUACCUCGUGCUGUAUAGUACUCUUGGCAUGAUGCUUCGCUGGAGCUACGGCGUGCGUUUGCUUGCCUCUGCCGAUACUCCGCCUACGCCAACCUCUCCCCAUGACAAUGAUCAAGAUUCAGCGUGUAAGAUUCCUACCUUCAUCCCAGAGCCUGUAGGCCAUAUCCAUGGACAGCUACGUCCGCACCCCUUGCCAUCGCACCUUCACCUGUCGCCAUCUCGCGUACCCCAACGGUCGUCUUCACUUUCGCAUUCACACUCCCCGCACCCAGCACGGAACACGGCUAUAUAUCACUCUUUCCCAAAUUCACCUGUGCGGGAAGAUGCACCUUUGGCCUCGGACAGUGUCACACCCGCAGACUCAGAGGAUGGAAUAGAAGACGGGGCAGAAGUUACGAGUGAAAAUUUCCGACAUCGUCGACACCGCACUGGUCUCCGACAUGCCUGGAAGUCCACCAAAAAUGCAUGGCGCCAUAUCAACGCGUUCAUGACAAUGCCUCUAUGGGCUUCCCUACUUAGUCUCGUCGUCGCGUGUACUCCGCCGCUCCAGUCUGCGCUUGAACACAUGGAACCGGUAAAAGGCGCGCUUGGUGCUGCAGGCAACUGCAGUAUACCACUUACGCUUGUGGUGCUUGGGGCAUAUUUCUACUCCGAAUCUCCCGAGGAUGACAUGCAAAAUGAAGAUCUGACGGACUACGAGACAGAUGAGACAAGGCAGGACCUCGGGCAGAACAAGUCUCGUACCUCACUGCUCAGUACCCUUCAGGAGAUGCUGGCACUUAAACGUGUACAGCAGCCGCAGCUCCAGACGCUUGGGGAAGGCAAGACUGUGUUCGUGGCUGUGCUUGCAAGGAUGGUAAUCGUCCCAGCUGUGAUGCUUCCUGUGUUGGCGAUUCUUGCUCAGCUUGAUAUCCAUGAUAUCUUUGCGGACCCCGUGUUCGUGGUGUCAAAUGUACUCUUGAUAGCGAGUCCACCGGCUCUGACGCUCGCGCAGAUAACGCAAGCGGCCUCGAACGACUCGUUUGAGAGGCUAAUAUCACGGACAGUUUUCUGGUCGUAUUGCGUCGUCACCCCACCAAGCACGAUUUUAGUUGUGGUUCUGGGGUUAUUGAUCGCAAAGUUAUGA
Molecule: messenger RNA, 1581 nt
Organism: Suillus plorans
Lineage: Eukaryota; Fungi; Basidiomycota; Agaricomycetes; Boletales; Suillaceae
Product: membrane transport protein-domain-containing protein
Exons: 9
Coding region: 1-1581 (526 amino acids)
Biological process (GO): transmembrane transport
Cellular component (GO): endoplasmic reticulum; membrane
Source: RefSeq, a predicted model, not a curated record